AGAGUUUGGAAGGGGUAGGAAGGAGAAAGCUGGGCACAGUUGGGGGAGCAGACAGAGGAGCCGGAGUUCCCUCCCACCGUCCCCGCCAGCAUAGGUGGUUGCAGCCAUGGACCCCCUCACGAUUCAGCCUAAUUGGAUGGAGAUCGUGAACAGAAAGCUGAAGUUCCCUGCUCCACUGCUGGGUGCCAUCCAGGAGGGACAGAUAGGCCUGGUGCAGCAGCUGCUGGAGGCAGGGGUCGAGGCCCCAGGCGGGCCCCCCCGGAAUGUGGAGGAGGCUGAGGACCGCUCCUGGAGGGAGGCUCUCAAUCUGGCCAUCCGCCUGGGCCACGAGGCCAUCACUGAUGUGCUGCUGGCCAACGUCAAGUUCGACUUCCGCCAGAUCCACGAGGCCCUGCUGGUGGCUGUGGACACAAACCAACCCGCAGUGGUGCGUCACCUGCUGGCCCGGCUGGAACGGGAGAAGGGCCGCAAGGUGGACACCAGGUCUUCCUCACUGGCUUUCUUUGACUCGUCAAUCGAUGGCUCCCGCUUUGCCCCCGGAGUCACACCCCUCACCCUGGCCUGCCAGAAGGACCUGUAUGAGAUUGCCCAGCUGCUCAUGGGCCAGGGUCACACCAUCGCACGGCCACACCCUGUCUCCUGUGCCUGCCUCGAGUGCAGCAAUGCGCGCCGCUACGACCUGCUCAAGUUCUCCCUGUCUCGCAUCAACACCUACCGCGGCAUCGCCAGCCGCGCCCACCUUUCGCUGGCCAGCGAGGACGCCAUGCUCGCUGCCUUCCAGCUCAGCCGCGAGCUCCGGCGCCUUGCCCGCAAGGAGCCUGAGUUUAAGCCUGAGUACAUUGCCCUGGAAUCGCUGAGCCAGGACUAUGGCUUUGAACUGCUGGGCAUGUGCCGGAACCAGAGUGAGGUCACCGCGGUGCUCAAUGACCUGGGCGAGGACAGCGAGACUGAUCCUGAGGCCGAGGGUCUGGGCCAGGCCUUUGAGGAAGGCAUCCCCAACCUGGCAAGGCUGCGACUGGCAGUCAACUACAACCAGAAGCGGUUUGUAGCACACCCCAUCUGCCAGCAAGUCCUGUCCUCCAUCUGGUGUGGGAACCUGGCUGGCUGGCGUGGGAGCACCACUAUCUGGAAGCUCUUCGUCGCCUUCCUCAUCUUUCUCACCAUGCCCCUCCUCUGCCUUGGCUAUUGGCUGGCACCCAAGUCCCGGCUGGGCCGUCUGCUGAAGAUCCCGGUGCUGAAGUUCCUGCUGCACUCGGCCUCCUACCUGUGGUUCCUCAUCUUCCUGCUGGGAGAGUCCCUGGUCAUGGAGACGCAGCUGAGUACCUUCCGAGGCCGCAGCCAGAGUGUCUGGGAGACUUCACUGCACAUGGUUUGGGUUGCAGGCUUCCUGUGGUUUGAGUGUAAGGAAGUGUGGAUCGAGGGCCUGCGCAGUUACCUCCUGGACUGGUGGAACUUCCUGGAUAUGGUCAUCCUCUCCCUGUACCUGGCGGCCUUCACGCUGCGCCUCCUCCUGGCCGGGCUUGCACAUAAGCACUGCCAGGAUGCCCCCGACGGGGCUGCCUGCCACUACUUCACCUCGGCUGAGCGGAGCGAGUGGUGCACGGAGGAUCCCCAGUUCCUGGCUGAGGUGCUCUUCGCUGUCACCAGCAUGCUCAGCUUCACCCGCCUGGCCUACAUCCUGCCAGCCCAUGAGUCGCUGGGCACCCUGCAGAUUUCCAUGGGCAGGAUGAUUGACGACAUGAUCCGGUUCAUGUUCAUCCUCAUGAUCAUCCUGACCGCCUUCCUCUGUGGCCUCAACAACAUCUAUGUGCCUUACCAGGAGACUGAGCGGCUGGGCAAUUUCAAUGAGACCUUCCAGUUUCUGUUCUGGACAAUGUUUGGCAUGGAGGAGCACAGUGUGGUGGACAUGCCUCAGUUUCUGGUGCCGGAAUUCGUGGGCCGGGCCCUCUAUGGCAUCUUUACCAUCGUCAUGGUGAUUGUGCUGCUCAACAUGCUCAUUGCCAUGAUCACCAACUCAUUCCAGAAGAUUGAGGACGCUGCUGACGUGGAAUGGAAGUUUGCUCGCUCAAAACUCUACCUGUCCUACUUCCGAGAGGGCCUGACACUGCCCGUGCCCUUCAACAUCCUGCCGUCCCCCAAGGCCAUCUUCUACCUGCUCAGGAGAGUUUUCCGCUUCAUUUGCUGUUGCCAAUUCUGCUGCAAAACCAAGAAGCCAGACUAUCCCCCAAUCCCCACCUUUGCAAAUCCUGGGGCAGGGGCAAGGCGUGGGGAGGGAGAGUGUGGAUCCUACCGGCUUCGUGUCAUCAAGGCCCUGGUGCAACGCUACAUAGAGACUGCCCAGCGGGAGUUUGAGGAGACUCGUCGGAAAGACCUGGGCAACAGACUGACAGAGCUGACCAAGACGGUAUCUCGACUGCAAAGUGAGGUAGCUGGUGUGCAGCGGGCUGUGGUGGAGGCAGGGCCACGCCGGCCGCCCGGAGGAGCCAGCAUCCUCAGUCGCUACAUCACCCGAGUGCGCAACAGCUUCCAGAACCUGGGGCCCCCCAUCCCUGAGACCCCGGAGCUGACAGUGCCAGUGAUGGUGGAGACCCAGGGGUCUUCAGAAAGAGGGCUUCCAGAGGCUGGAGGGGCUCAGGCUCCAGCUUCUGGGGAGUCUGCCCCCUCCUCCCCAGCUCACGUGUUAGUGCACAGGGAGCAAGAAUCAGAGGGGGCCGGGGACCUGCCCCAGGAGGCAGACCUGGGAGCCGAGGAGGGGACCUGAUGCUGGGGGAGGUCCCUUCUUCUCUUGUGACUGGAGCAGCCUAGAUAGCUGAGGGCGGGGGUCACUUCA
Dama dama (fallow deer) is the source of this 2830-nucleotide messenger RNA. Its product is annotated as short transient receptor potential channel 2 homolog. Lineage: Eukaryota; Metazoa; Chordata; Mammalia; Artiodactyla; Cervidae. The transcript is spliced from 13 exons. The coding region runs from base 107 to 2761 and encodes 884 amino acids. Gene Ontology annotation, molecular function: store-operated calcium channel activity; inositol 1,4,5 trisphosphate binding. Gene Ontology annotation, cellular component: membrane; cation channel complex. The record is from RefSeq and is a predicted model, not a curated record. Gene Ontology annotation, biological process: calcium ion transmembrane transport; regulation of cytosolic calcium ion concentration; manganese ion transport.